This is a messenger RNA of Talaromyces amestolkiae, 3201 nucleotides long. RefSeq lists its product as uncharacterized. Gene Ontology annotation, molecular function: metal ion binding. The coding region runs from base 1 to 3201 and encodes 1066 amino acids. Gene Ontology annotation, cellular component: mitochondrial matrix. The record is from RefSeq and is a predicted model, not a curated record. NCBI's taxonomy places the organism in Eukaryota, Fungi, Ascomycota, Eurotiomycetes, Eurotiales, Trichocomaceae. Gene Ontology annotation, biological process: protein processing. The transcript has 2 exons.
AUGCUUCGCCUAGCUACCGGCAUUCGUCGAAACGGCCUCGUGGCCCCUGGGAGGAUAUGGACCCAGAGGACAUGGUCUGUGGGAGCGUUGGGACUGCGGAGGAUGGCAUCGACUGUAACAGAUCUCAGCAGCUAUCCCUCGGUGGGCGAGCGUCUACACGGCUUUACAGUCAAGGAAACAAAGCAUGUGCCAGAGCUGCACCUUUCAGCUAUCCUCCUCAAACAUGACAAGACGGAUGCGGAUUAUCUUCAUGUUGCUAGGGACGACAAAAACAAUGUCUUUGGGAUUGGGUUCAAGACUAAUCCCCCGGAUGCCACUGGUGUGCCCCAUAUUCUCGAACACACGACACUAUGUGGAAGUGAAAAGUACCCAGUGCGUGAUCCAUUCUUUAAAAUGCUCCCUCGGUCACUGUCCAACUUUAUGAACGCUUUUACCUCUUCCGAUCACACUACGUACCCCUUCGCCACGACGAACAAGCAGGACUUUCAAAAUCUUCUGUCCGUCUAUCUCGAUGCGACGUUGCAUCCAUUGUUGAAAAAAGAUGAUUUCAGGCAAGAGGGAUGGAGACUUGGACCCGAAAAUCCACUUGCUGCAGAACAGUCAGAUGCAAAGACCAAAGAGCUGGAUGAUAUCGUCUUCAAGGGUGUCGUCUACAACGAAAUGAAGGGACAAAUGUCUGAUGCCAACUAUCUCUACUACAUCCGAUUUAAAGAGAGCAUUUUCCCGGCAAUCCACAAUUCCGGUGGCGAUCCACAGUACAUCACAGAUCUGACACACGAACAACUAGUCCAGUUCUCCAAGAAGAAUUAUCACCCAAGCAAUGCCAAGAUAGUGACCUACGGCGACAUGCCGUUAGCUGAUCACUUGAAACAGGUUGGAGAAGUUUUGGAUGGGUUUGAAAAGAAAGAGGGGGACAAGGAUGUCAAGCUGCCACUCGAUCUCAGCCAAGGGCCUGUAGAAGUUACUCUACCUGGUCCUAUUGAUUCAUUUACUAGCGAGGACCGGCAAUCCAAGACUUCGAGCUCAUGGCUCAUGGGCGAUACGACUGAUAUUGUGGAAACCUUUUCGACCGGUAUAUUGUCUUCACUGUUGCUCGAUGGCUAUGGAUCUCCUAUGUACAGAGCUCUGAUUGAAAGCGAGCUUGGAUCGUCAUUCACGCCAAACACCGGGCUUGACACAGGUGCCAAAAAGCCAAUUUUCUCUAUUGGUGUAAAUGGCGUUCGCGAAGAGGAUGUCGGCAAAGUCCAAGAGGUGAUUCGUGGUGUUUACGAAGAAGUUAUCGCGACUGGAUUCAAUGAUGAAAAAGUACAAGGCUUCCUUCAUCAGCUAGAACUCGCAUUGAGACACAAGACCGCAAACUUUGGUAUUGGAGUCAUGGAAAAGACGUUGUCAUCGUGGUUCAACGGUAGCGAUCCUUUGAAAGAGCUUGCCUGGAACGAUGUCAUCAACGAGUUCAAAAGAAGAUAUGCCGAGGGCGGAUACCUCGAGUCUUUGGUACAAAAGUACUUGAUGAACGACAACUAUAUGAAAUUCACAAUGGUCGGGUCCCCAAACUAUAAUACCAACUUGGACGAGCAAGAAAAAGCUCGUAAAGAUGCGAAGCUUUCUGCGCUGAUCUCGGAGCACGGUUCUGCAGAACAAGCCAUUGCAGAGUUGGAAAAGUCUGAGCUCGAUCUACUCAAAGUGCAAGAAGACGCACAGCUUGCGGAUGUAAGCUGCUUGCCAACCGUUCAUGUCUCGGAUAUCUCAAGACAGAAAGAACGCAAGCCCAUUCGCGAAUCCAAGGUUGAUAAUAUUGAAGUGGUGUGGCGUGAAGCUCCUACCAAUGGUUUGACCUACUUCCAAGCAUUGAACCCAUUUGACGGUCUGCCUAAUGAGCUCCGUUUGUUGAUGCCACUCUUCCAUGACUGCAUCAUGCGUCUUGGUACACCUGGAAGGAGUAUGGAGCAAUGGGAGGACCUGAUCAAACUCAAGACCGGAGGGGUUUCUACCUCGUCUUACUUGGUUUCCUCACCGACUGAAUUGGGUAAGUUCAAGGAGGGCCUGCAAAUCAGCGGAUACGCUAUCGAUAAAAAUAUACCUACUAUGUUGGACAUUAUUCGCACUCUCAUUACAGAGACGGACUUUACAAGUCACGACGCUCCACGCAUGAUACUGGAAUUGCUUCGAUCCACGACCAAUGGCGCCCUGGAUGCAGUUGCUGGUACUGGCCAUCGUUUCGCAGUCAAUGCGGCGGCAGCUACUUUGAAUGAAAGUUUCUGGGUUCAAGAACAGCAAUCCGGUUUGGCCCAGCUGCAGGCGACAGCUAAUUUGUUGAAUGAUGCGACUACAUCACCUGAGAAACUUAAUGCUAUUAUUGAGAAGCUGCGCCUGAUUCAAAGCUUUGCCAUCUCUCAGUCGUCCAACAUUAGGGUACGCAUGGUCUGCGAAGCAGAGAGUGCCGCAGGGAAUGAAUCAUCACUACAAAAAUGGCUAGCAGCACUUCCCAAGUCAGGCACGAUGCCUAUUGUAUCUCAACAUCAAUCAGAGAUGCCUCCCACUCCUGUCGGAAAUGUUUUGUAUGAUAUGCCAUACAAGGUGUACUACUCAGGUCUCGCCAUGGAGACCGUUCCCUUUGUCGACCCCAACAGCGCAUCAUUGAGUGUCCUCUCCCAACUCCUGACUCACAAAUACCUACACCCUGAAAUCCGCGAAAAGGGCGGUGCAUACGGCGCGGGAGCCAGCAACGGACCCAUUAAGGGCAUCUUCACACUCUCCAGCUACCGCGACCCCAACCCCACAAACACAUUGAACGUCUUCAAGAAAACAGGCAUCUUCGCCCGCGAUCGUUCAUGGUCCGACCAAGAACUCGAAGAGGCGAAAUUGAGCAUCUUCCAAGGCCUUGAUGCGCCUACAAGCGUCGACGAGGAAGGAGCACGCUACUUCAUGAGCGGCGUGACGCAUGAAAUGGACCAGCGCUGGAGAGAGCAAGUUCUAGAUGUUACGGCCAAGGAUGUCAAUGAAGUCGCUGCCCGGUUCCUGGUUGGUGACGAGGGCUCAGUGCCACCCCGCCAGGCGCUUUGUGUCCUAGGUGAGAAGAAGGGGGAUCUCACCGCCACUGCGUUUGGGGCUGGUGGCGAGUGGGCUGUGAAGAAGAUUUCUUUGCAGUCUCAGGAAGCUGAGGUGGCGGAUGGUUUGGAUGUCAGUGCUGCUUCGGCAUGA